AUGUUCAGACUCAUCUCGUCCUCACAAGGUCUCAGACCUGCAAUCCUCAAGGUCAGAGCGAACAAACCAAUUGCGUUAAACACACCAUCCCCCAUAACUCCUCCUACAUCGCAGUUUUACCCAGCCUCGUUCAGCAGAUCCAACUCGUCCAACUCCACCAAUAAUGCUCACUUGACCAAGCCUUCCAGCCAGGCCAAAAUCGACUCGUUCAUAAAAAAUGCCAGAAAAGACCCAUUAUUGAAAGAGGUGGUCCAGGAUGGUGACAACACCAAGAUUAUUCACUUCAGAGAAUUGGUGACGUUAGCCACCCAGCAGGGAAGAGACAAGAGUCCCCAAUCGCAAAAAGGGUUCUACGCCACCGUGUUGAAUCUUUUCGAAUUAUUUGACGACGAAUUCAUGAGAAAGAAGUUGGGCAAGAAUGAUUUGAGCAACUACAGCAGAUUAUUGAACAUGUCUGUGUAUCACAACAGAACCUCCAGAUUGUCCAAUGACAGGAACCGUGACAAGGACCAGAGAUUCAACUCCAACUACGUGGAUGAAAUGGCCAUGAAGAGUGCGGUCUUACACCUCAGUGAAUUGAUUGUCGGUGGAGAAAUCAAGGAAGCUCUCACAACCCAUGCUUUGCAGAUGUUGUUUUAUGCCAUGGCCCAGUACCAGUUCUAUCCAGAAAUGAUUAAUUUGUGGGAAAACGGUGUGAAUGACGACGUUGUUGGUGGAUUGUACUUGAACCAGGACAUCUUGUCUGUGAUUCUUCCAGUGGCCUACAACAACGGCAGAUUCAGCUACGAAGAAGUGUUACAGGUUUUUGAAUUGAACACCAACCCUGAUAAGCCAGUGCACCACACUCUUCUUACUUCCAUAGGUAAGAUCUCCAUCAGUGCCGAGGACUACUCUCGUGGUUUGGAUGCUUUGGAAGACUUGCUCAAGGCGUACGAAUCGUCCAGAUAUGACCAGCAGAAGGUGUUGAAGUCGUUGAGUGACUUGCACUUGAGUUUUAUUGGUCAAUGUAAGGACAUCAAGAUCUCGAAGCACUUCUUCGACAAAGUCAUCCAGUUCGAAUUGCCUUACGACAUCAGAUUGAAGGUUCCACACGUUGUUUCGUUGUUGGAGAACUGUUUCAACGCCCAGGAACCCAUCGAAAACAUCAUGUACUUCUGGAUCUCCACCAUCAAGCACUACAGCACCGAGAAGCAGAGCUACUCGUUGAACUCGAGAUAUUCCAACUUGAACAACUCGUUUUUCCAGAUUUUCUUUAAAUUGUACCCAGAGUUGACCAACGAGUCGUUAGCCAAAUUGAGAGAAAUUAUUGCCGUGUAUUCCGAAUCCAAGCCAGUGGACGAGACCUUCUUGAACACCAUCAUCAACAACUACAACUGGGCCGACAAGGCUGUCUUCGAGCAAUUGAUCGACAACUACGGAGUGUAUUCCGUGACCAGAUCGCCCAUCUCGUACCGUAUUGGGUUGAAAAAGGUUGGUCAGUUGAAGGACUACACCACCCAGGAGAUUUUGGACAAGUGGAACCAGUCGUUGGCCUUGCUUGAUAGCCAGAACUACACCUACAUUCCUGUGGCCGACUGGGCUGCCUUGCGUGAUGCCACCAUCUUGUCUGAAUACUCCCACGAAAGAAAGAACUUGUAUUUGCAGAUUCUCAGCUUGUACAAGAACUACAUGCAAGACAGAAAGUCUGCUCUCCGUUUCCUUGGCAACUGGACCCACAAGCCAGAACACUACAAGGAUAUUGCUCGGAUUACUCUCGAGGAUAGUCCUGAAUUUGCCAGCGACGUGGACGUGGUGGUGCCGAGAUUUGUGCGGUUGAAGGAGAACGUGAACUACCGGGAAAUCACCCAGGAGAUCACCCAUAACCGCAAGUGA
Suhomyces tanzawaensis NRRL Y-17324 is the source of this 1872-nucleotide messenger RNA. RefSeq lists its product as uncharacterized. The transcript has a single exon. Bases 1 to 1872 code for a protein of 623 amino acids. The record is from RefSeq and is a predicted model, not a curated record. Lineage: Eukaryota; Fungi; Ascomycota; Pichiomycetes; Serinales; Debaryomycetaceae.